AUGGAGUUUGGCCACAAAGGUGUAUUGAAUGAAGAUGGCAUCCACGUCGACAUGGACCGUCUCAAGAAGGGAGAAGUGAACAUGGCCGUCACAUUUAAAGAUGGUGUUAUCCUAGGCGCCGAUUCUCGAACCACGACGGGAGCCUACAUUGCAAACCGAGUCACCGAUAAACUGACCAGAGUACACGACACCAUCUGGUGCUGCCGAUCUGGCUCAGCGGCCGACACGCAGGCUGUCGCCGAUAUUGUACAGUACCAGCUGGGUUUGUUUGCCAUGCACAGCGGCAAGCCUCCCAUGACACAAACCGCUGCGUCAAUCUUCCAGGAGAUUUGCUACGCAAACAAGGACCGUUUAUCGGCUGGUCUGAUCAUCGCCGGUUGGGACGAGCGAUUCGGUGGCCAGGUGUACUCGAUUCCUUUGGGCGGUUCGCUGCACAAGCAGGCGUAUGCGAUUGGUGGUUCCGGCUCCACAUACAUCUAUGGCUACUGCGAUGCGAACUGGAAAGAAGGCAUGGAGAAGGAGGAGGCUGUUAACUUUGUCAAGGGUGCUCUGAGGGAGGCGAUCAAAUGGGAUGGAAGCUCAGGCGGUGUCAUUCGCAUGGUGGUGUUGACUAAGGAGGGUGCUGACCGACACUUGUAUUUGCCUGAUACAGACUACAAGGUCCGACAUGAGUAG
This is a messenger RNA of Metarhizium acridum CQMa 102, 675 nucleotides long. Lineage: Eukaryota; Fungi; Ascomycota; Sordariomycetes; Hypocreales; Clavicipitaceae. The record is from RefSeq and is a predicted model, not a curated record.